Molecule: messenger RNA, 5248 nt
Organism: Exophiala xenobiotica
Lineage: Eukaryota; Fungi; Ascomycota; Eurotiomycetes; Chaetothyriales; Herpotrichiellaceae
Exons: 2
Coding region: 137-4978 (1613 amino acids)
Biological process (GO): DNA replication; double-strand break repair via homologous recombination
Cellular component (GO): RecQ family helicase-topoisomerase III complex; nucleus; cytoplasm
Molecular function (GO): nucleic acid binding; ATP binding; 3'-5' DNA helicase activity
Source: RefSeq, a predicted model, not a curated record
CUUCGAUACCCUGCCAGCCUGGUCUGCCUGGUCAGUCGUCGAUAACUGCGCAGACAAACACCGCUUCCCACCAUUCGCUAUCAGCGCCUCACACAGCCUGCUCAGGACGCUCGGUAUAACAAAAUGCGACGCCCCUAUGACCAAGAACAACCUUAGCCAAUGUCUUGCAUGGCUUCUGCAACAUCCACACUCUUUUGGUCCUUUAGAGCACAUAUCUGUUGCCGCCAACACCGCAGUUGCACAGUACGAUGAGCCAGCAAAUGAUGACAUGGCGAGAUUGCAGUUUGCACCACAAAUCCAGUCCCGGUCGAAAUUGCUUCUUCAACCGAACCACAACAAUGCACUGCCUACACCAGAACCCUCUCGAGCUUCCGAGGAACGUAAACCCAGUCCGAGCCGAACACGACCAAAAUUCGAGACCCCUUCUGCCCAUCUGCAAUCUCCUCGACCACGGACACCGGUGGGAACUUUCGAAAAGUCGAAGGAUAUCCUUGACAUUGACGAGAUCGAUCUAACUGGUGACAUUACGACUUCAUCGUUCGGAGAUUUUGGCCCACCUACUCGCUUGUGGAGGGAAAGCUCUGCUUCAAGGGUAGAGCCAGUGUCGAAGAAGAAAGGGAAGAAAAGAAAAAGUGACGAAUACCAGUCGGAUCUCUUCUCCCCUAGCUCGGCCCGCAGUACAAGUAAGCGUGUCAAUAAGGCCACGACAUACCGCUCUGCUGGGCCAUUUGAAGGCAGUCAAGGUCGAAUACUUGAGGAAUACCAGGACGAAGAAAGAGAUAGCCCGACACAGAAGCCCAGGAGAACGGACGUCAAUGAGGAAAUGAAAGAAGAAGAAGAGUUUCCUGAUGUUGGUUUUGAGGAGGACAUGGAGUUUUACGAUGCUGUUGACGCCGACAUCGAUCGAGAACUUAUGCGAACGCCUCUCGAGGACACCCAUACCCGCAGAGCGCGAAAGGUUGUGCCGGACUCAGAUGAAGAAGAUGUUGAUCUCGUAGGUAUUAAGAUCCAGUCGCAACGUCCAAUCAAGAACGAGUCAAUGGAGAACUAUCAGCAAGAUAUUGGUCUUUCUCCCAAGCGGUUCGAACCGACACAGCACAAACUGCAACUAUCUCAGCCGGACAACUUCCUGAAAGUUUCGCAAUCACCUUCAAGGACGGUACUGCCUACAACAAUCCAUCCGGGUCUUGCUGGAUCUUUUAGCCCGAAGCGUGAGACGACUUUCAAGAGUAGUGGGAGCAGCAUCGACCACAACAAAAAUCUGACCGAGGAUCAGCAACGCGUCGUUGACAGCUUCAUCAAAUCGGGGCUUGAGCGCUGUCAGGGUCUCUUGGAACGGCUGGAACAAUCUAAUCGUUCUGUGCGAAGUGCAAUAAUGGAUGCAAUUAUCUCGGGUGACGGUGCGUCUGAACAAAUGCAAUGGACCUUAAAGGACAUUCACAGCAAGAUCACAGCUACAACCCAAUUGCUGGAGGAGCACGGUCUUCUCAAGAAGCUUCUGGACAAGCAGAGUGAGCUAUCGAGGCAGCGUUACGAGCUUGAGGCAUCCAAACAGGAAAUCGACUUCACAGAUCCCACAAAUGCGUUUAUGCAAGUAUCCAACAACAUCAGAAGGACGAAGCUUGACAUCGACAGCCACCAAUCGACAGUGCUGAAGCUCUUGGAAAAUUCCGGGGUAGCUAUGACGAGCGAGCCAGCACCGUCGGCUUCGACCAACAACCCUCCUUUGUCUCCUUCGACAAGCUUGGCUAGCAAAAGUGUAUUGGUCGCUUCCACGCAGAAAGUACCUCAGCAUGUGUCACCACGCAGGAAAUAUGACGAUGCACAAGAUCUUGCGCACCUCUCAACGCAGUCUGUCAGACAGACGCCGGUCUCGCAACGAAUCACUCCCGUUGACAACAGCUUUGAGCCACAAAGUCACCGUUACGCUGCGCCACGAAGCUCGCCUCAGCGUGCAAGCGUCCCAGUCAAGCCAUUGCAGCGUCCUAUGUCCACAAGGACCAUCCCAAAUGUUCCCGAAUCACCACGUCGAUAUAAAAACACUUCUUAUGAAGACGACGACGCCUAUGAUAGGGGCUUCUCCAGGACCAUGGGUAGUCCUCCUGCAGACUUUGCGUUCAAUGAUGAUGACUUUGGGGACGAUUUUGACGAUGACGAAGAGAUGUACAAGGCUGCAGAAGAAUUUGAGCAAAAUCUGCCCAUGGUGCGAAGCACGCCACCUUCCUUGCGUGGUCGAAUGGCCCUUGGCGAGGUCAGCGAAAACAUCCGCAGAAGGUCCCCCCAAAAGCCGACAUCUAGAGGCGACGACUCACCUCAUGCCAGACUCAUGCAAUAUCCAUGGUCAAAGGAUGUGGCCUCAGCAUUGAAGAAGAGGUUCCAUCUCCAGGGUUUCCGCCACAAUCAGUUGGAAGCUAUCAAUGCAACUCUGAGCGGCAAAGAUGCCUUCGUGCUGAUGCCUACAGGCGGCGGAAAGUCUCUCUGCUAUCAAUUGCCAUCAAUUGUCCAAAGCGGUCACACCCGGGGCGUCACAGUAGUAGUGUCUCCGCUACUGAGUCUGAUGCAAGAUCAAGUAGACCACUUGAACAAGCUCCGAAUUCAAGCCGUCCUGCUCAAUGGCGAUAGCAGUAAGGAGGCUCGAAGUUACCUGCUUACAACCCUGAAAGGCCCACAUCCGGAGCGAUUCGUCCAGCUUCUCUACAUCACACCCGAAAUGUUCAACAAGAGUCAAGCCAUGGUCAGAGCAUUACAAGAUCUACACCAGAGACAAAGACUCGCUCGUAUCGUCAUCGAUGAGGCACAUUGUGUCAGUCAAUGGGGUCAUGACUUUCGACCAGACUAUAAAGCCCUGGGUGAGCUCCGCAAGCAGUUCAAGAACGUACCGGUCAUGGCUUUAACUGCAACCGCCACGGAGAAUGUCAAAGUCGAUGUUAUGCAGAACCUGGGCAUGGUUCAUGCGGAAAGGUUCACCCAAAGUUUCAACAGACCGAAUUUGACUUACGAAGUGCGGCCUAAGGGUAAAGGCCCAGCUGUCCUAGAGAGUAUCGCCGACCUCAUUCAAACGUCGUAUAGUGGGCAGGCCGGCAUCGUGUAUUGCUUAUCCAGAAAGAACUGUGAGACAGUUGCCGAGAAGCUUAGGCAGCAAUACAACAUCAACGCUCAGCACUACCAUGCAGGAAUGUCUUCAGACGAGAGGAUCGAUAUACAGAAGAAGUGGCAAGCAGGGAAAUUCCUUGUGAUCGUGGCCACCAUUGCGUUUGGGAUGGGCAUCGACAAGCCGGAUGUUCGCUUUGUCAUUCACCACACGAUCCCGAAGAGUUUGGAAGGCUACUAUCAAGAGACAGGUCGAGCUGGACGUGACGGCAAAAAGUCGGGAUGUUAUCUCUACUACGGAUACGGCGACACCAUGUCCCUAAAGCGGAUGAUUGAUCAGAGUGAUGGCAGCGAUGAGCAGAAGCUCCGACAAAGACACCUGCUUCGGAAUGUUGUACAAUUUUGCGACAACCGCAGCGACUGCCGCCGAAAGCAGGUCCUGAACUACUUCAACGAGCACUUCGAUCCGAUGGAUUGCCAGAAUGGCUGCGACAAUUGCAACUCCACCAGUACAUUCGUCACAGAAGACUUUUCUGAGCACGCUCAGCAUAUUGUGCGGCUUGUGCGGAAAAUACAUAGUGCUAACGUCACUUUGCUCCACUCUGUCGAUGUCUAUCGGGGUGCGAGGCUCAAGAAAAUCGUCGACCUCCGACAUGACCAAAUUGAAGAGUUUGGCAUGGGCAGCGACCUGGUCAGAGGCGACGUCGAGCGUUUAUUCAAUCGCCUGAUCUGGGAGGAUGCGAUUGGGCUGUCCCACCAAACCAAUCGUUCCGGCUUUACGACUGAAUACGUCCAGCCUGGACCAAAUGCCAGCGUAUUUGAACAGGGACGGAGGCCACUGAAGAUCCAGGUGCUUGCCUCGCCGCGCAACAAGGCACAAGCUCAGAUAUCAAAACCCCGAAAGACGGCCAAAGGUAAUACUGGCGUGGCGGCGGCGGCGGAUACUUAUCCGGCUUCGACAAACGUGUCGUCGCCGAUGCAAUCUCGGCCUUGCCGCAGGGCAGUUGCGCGCAGGCAGACAUCAUACUCCUCUGAUGACGAUUUUAUCGCGCAAUCUAGUGAGGAAGAAGACACCAUUGCCAGUCGCCGGGCAGUCAAGAAAGCCAAAGCGGACUCACGCAGCGCACCAAUUACAAGCGACGAAAGUAUCAGCAACUUGAACGAGAUCCAUCAGUAUAUCCUAGAAGACUUCGUCGAGAGAGCCAAAAAGGACAUUGAGCGUAUUGUGAUUGCGAAGUCCCUACGGCGGAAGCCGAUCACCGAUCAAAUGCUACGAGACAUUGCCAUCCAUUUCUCACAAACUGAGCAGGAGAUCAAGAAACGGACAAGGCUAAAUGACGACAUGUACAAGAUUUUCGGACCGAUGCUGCUUCGACUGAUCACCACUGCCUACAAUAAUUAUGAGGCCAUGAUACGGGCGCAAGAAGACCCACCGGAAGAUCCUAACCACAAGACAGUGGUGAUGAUCAGUGACGACGAAAUUGAGGGUGACGACGAUUUUGUGGAGAACGACGUUGACGUGGAUGAGAGUGAGAGUAGUCACUACUUUAGUGUAGCCGAUGAAGUCAGCCAGUUCAAUCAGCGAAUGACACAGAUACAAACAUUCGACAAGGCAUCAAAACCUGUGUCGAAGAAGUCUGAGUCGCACUCAGGAUCGGGUUCCUGGAGUCGUCGAGGAGCUCGAGAAUACAGACGUGGCGGCGGUGGUAGUGGCAAUGGCAGUGGUCCUAGAACAAAGUUGAAAGGACCAACUGGCGGUGCGAAGAAGAAACGUGGCGGUUCUAGCGCUCGUUCAAGUACCAGCACUGCAGGGUUUGAGGCUUCUGUCUACAGAAACGGUAACAGGAUCAGUCGGGGUGGAGGGGGCAUUGGGAUGAUGCCUACCUGAACCAGGGAUUUGUGGUUUGUGGAUGGGAAAGUAUCGAUAGAGCAGCUCCCAACGACACGGUUGGUAUUUUCUCUUUUAUGUCUUAUGUUUAUGACCGCUCAAUGCGUUCUGAUCAGUUCAACAUCUGGAAACAACUUAGAGGUCGAAUACACGCAAGGGGAGUCUCUCACUCCUGCCAUCUGAAUACCGGGUGACUGCUCUUUCCACACUCGAAGCGCGACCUUUUCAUUCACAUCGCAACUUCAUCUUCAACCAUCACACUUCUCACCU